AUGUUGUCCAUCCUUGCCAUCCUCGCUCUCACAUCCAUUGGUCAAUCGGCCUUUACUCCCCUCAAAGAUGGUUAUCCUGUCAUUAGCAAUAAAUCUACAAUUGCAAAUGUCGAGCAACUUGCAGGGGGGCAUGCUGGAACUUAUCCUCCUGCUCCAACCCUCGACGUGGAUGAUCGUACCUCCUGGGCUGUUCUGGCCUUCAGCUCUCUCUCAACUAUAGCGCUCUACAACGAGCUGAUUGCCAACAUCACCAAUCAUGUUCCCGGCUAUGAUAUCUCAUCCCACAACGAGUCCUACAUCAUCCAGUCCCUUGAAUUCUUCGUUGGUGCAGCAGAGAUCCAAUACUACGACGCCGAAUGGGCUGUCACCGGCUUCAAUGGGUCUAAAGUCCGCCCGUGUGAAUACGAUUUUCCAGUCACAGAUUUUGAGUCUGCAAUCGACUAUGCCAUUAGAUUGAGCUAUAUCUUCAUCGGACAUAUCCCCGAUAUGGUCCAACGCACAGCCAACAAUCUCGGCACGGGUGGCGCAAACAUCAUCUUCAACCUGGCUGGUUGGAGUAGUGUUUACGGGCAGCAGAAUGGAUGGCUUCGGUCACUACUGGGGAAGCCUCCAUCUGUACAACCAGUGUCGACACCUGCACCAAGAGAUUUCUUGUAUAGUUUCAUCUAUCAGACAAGUGUGGUGCCGGGAAGUUGCCCUGGUGCUUCUCUUCCAGUACAGAGAUAUGAACCUUUGGUUCUAACCACGGAGGAUGUGAAGGACACACAGAUCGAAUUUGAAUUCACCAACAAGGCAAAUGUUGAUGUUGAGAGCAACCAUUCCCUGGUCUACCUUAAUGGUAAUAUCGCUCCGUUGACAGUUCCCUUUAAUAUAAGCAGCAACCAUGAUAAUAAAGUCAAGGUCACGGCGGAUUUCCCUCACGAUACAUGGGAAAUGGAUGGAUUGACUCUUGUUUCUGUGGUCAAGGGAAUUGGGAAUUUCAGCUUUCCUAUUGAUGUUGCUAAUGCUACCCUCUUUGGACCUGCAUUGAUUGUGUACAAUUAA
This is a messenger RNA of Aspergillus ruber CBS 135680, 1044 nucleotides long. RefSeq lists its product as uncharacterized. The coding region runs from base 1 to 1044 and encodes 347 amino acids. The transcript has a single exon. NCBI's taxonomy places the organism in Eukaryota, Fungi, Ascomycota, Eurotiomycetes, Eurotiales, Aspergillaceae. The record is from RefSeq and is a predicted model, not a curated record.